CCUCCUCCUUAUUCACCCGCCCAACCGACCCAUAUCUCACCAACAAUUGACCAUCUUCCUCUUCACAUACUUCAUCGUAUCUUCUCUCUGUUACUUGACCCGAAAGCGACGCCUAGCGUUUGGAGCGGAGAGUACGAAGAGGAAUGUGUGAGAAGACUAUGGAGUUUGUUUAGAGGUGUCAGACCGGUUUGUCGAAGGUUUUACUUUGUAUCCACCUCUAUCCUCCGUUCCCAUUACUUACCUCUAUACCUUACUCGCCUCCUUCCUUCUCACUCCACUUCACUUACUUUGCCUACACAUUCCAUCGACACUCACCAUCCCCCUAUCUCUCAUGUUCCCCAUCAGAGGUCUAGAGAAACGGCGGUCCUAGAUCAUUUCAUAGCCAUCAUGGUGGGACAUCAACUCCGUUCCACCGAAUCGUCUCUCACCGAAGAACCUGAUUCCCUACGUGAAAUAUUCGUCCGACUUCAGCCUUGUGCGACGAUAGAAGAUCUACUGUCUUCUCUUCCAUCUUCUCUUAUCUCCGUAGGCCAACCAUUCGAGCGAUCGGCUAGACGUGGAGUACCUUUGCCUGUGGAAUACCUAACGAUAGGACUGACGCCAAGUUGGUGUCAGGUGUUUUUGAAUACGACGGAAGUAGGUAUGACGAGUGAAAGAGGGAGAAGAGGCGAGCUGGUCGUUGAAGUCAGAAGGGGGAAGGGGUCGGAGGAGACUGUUCAGAGGAUAGGAAAAGGGUUGGGGGAGUUGAGAGCGGGAACGGUUGGAUGGGGUGAUAGAGUGGAUUGA
Messenger RNA from Tremella mesenterica DSM 1558, 786 nucleotides. RefSeq lists its product as uncharacterized. The record is from RefSeq and is a predicted model, not a curated record. The annotation marks the transcript as partial. The transcript has 2 exons. Lineage: Eukaryota; Fungi; Basidiomycota; Tremellomycetes; Tremellales; Tremellaceae.